AUGUCUACCAUCACUGCAGGAAUCAACAGUCCAGAUCCUCAGGACCGCAUUGCAUCCAUGAUCUGGGACAUCAUCAUCGCCGGCGGCGGUAUAGCCGGUUCAGUCCUCGCGACGCGUCUCGGCCAACGCAACCCAGAGCUCCAAAUCCUCGUCGUCGAAGCCGGUGCAAAUGUUUCGCAUCAUCCACUCACGUCUGCACCACUCGAUGCCUUUGCGGAGCACUUUUCUGAGCUUGACUGGGCGUACUCGACUGUGCCACAAACACACCUAGGUGGCCGAACUGCGUACGCCGCAGCGGGCAAAGCGCUCUCAGGAGGCAGUGCGACGAACUAUGGGACGUGGACGAGAGGAAACUACGCGGACUUCGACAAGUGGGCUAGUCUUGUUGGGGACGAAUCUUGGGGGUAUGAUGGGUGGUUAAAGUACUUUAAGAAGACUGAGAACUAUUUUGAGGGCAACGGGAGUGACUGGGUCCAACAGCACGGGUUCGAUGGCCCCAUCACUGAAGAGUCGGUCACGUCGAGUAGUCCCAAGCGCAAAUAUCCGCUGCGCGAGCCGUUGGUAGCGGCAUGGAACCGGGUUGGCGUCAAAGGGAUUCCAGAUGGAAACAAUGGGCACCCAAUUGGGAGGGCAGAGUUGGUCGAGGAUUUCAAGGACGGGAAACGUCAACUCGCGAGUGAGGCGUAUGGUCUCGGUGCUCUGAAAAAUGUGAAAAUAUUGACCGAUACUCUGGUCAAGCGCGUCAUUGUCAAGGAUCAAAACGGGAAGAAGACCGCUGUCGGGAUCGAAACCGCAAACGGGACACUAUACCAGGCAGCCAAGGAAGUUGUCAUCUCGGCUGGAGCGUAUAGAACGCCUCAGGUCCUACAGCUCUCUGGUAUCGGACCAACGGCUGUAUUGCAAAAGCACAAUAUCCCUGUAGUGCUUGACGCCCCUGAAGUCGGACGCAACUUUCAUGAUCAUCUUGCUGUGUGUCAGUGGUGGAAGCUGCGCGAAUCAGGGCUUGCUCUCGGGUCUGCCGAGUUGACGGACCCAGCAUACUUCAAGGGACUGCCUGCAGACUGGGUAGUAACCCAGCAAUAUACAGCCGAACAGUUGAAGAUGCCUAUCCAAGCUGACGGGGAAGAAGUCGAAAGCCACCAUUUGCUUGGAUCUGACGUUGCACACACGGAAACCCUGGUUGUCUACGCCCCCGCUGGCGCCGCAAUAGCGAAUGUGGAUGUACCUAUGGAUGGUACACAUAUCGCAUCAGCGGUGCUAGUCAUGAGUCCAACUUCUCGGGGUAGUAUCACGAUCGCCGGCCCUGAUCCUGCAACGUCGCCCCUUAUCGACCCAAACUACAGUGCCACAAACGUGGAUCGGGCCGUUAUGCGUGAGGGUAUGAGAAGUGUUAUGGAGGUGCUACAGAACACGCCGGAAAUGCAGGAGUUUGUUGAGUCGGAGCGGGCACCUGACGGCUUCGUACCGCUCACAAAAGACUCCAGUGAUGCAGAAAUCGAUGAGCGGGUGACUCGGGUCGGUAAUACUUUCUUUCACGCAGCGGGCUCCGCAGCUAUGGGCAAGGUGGUCGACACUAAACUAAAGGUUCAUGGGGUUGACGGUCUUCGGGUUGUUGAUGCUAGCGUUUUCCCUCUGCCGAUCACGGCCCACUACCAGGCCAUUGUCUACGCUCUGGCCGAGAGAGCUGCAGACAUAAUCUCUGGGGAUAAUGUCAGGGCGUGUUAG
This is a messenger RNA of Didymosphaeria variabile, 1725 nucleotides long. RefSeq lists its product as uncharacterized. Gene Ontology annotation, molecular function: oxidoreductase activity, acting on CH-OH group of donors; flavin adenine dinucleotide binding. The record is from RefSeq and is a predicted model, not a curated record. The coding region runs from base 1 to 1725 and encodes 574 amino acids. NCBI's taxonomy places the organism in Eukaryota, Fungi, Ascomycota, Dothideomycetes, Pleosporales, Didymosphaeriaceae. The transcript has a single exon.